Molecule: messenger RNA, 2136 nt
Organism: Lichtheimia ornata
Lineage: Eukaryota; Fungi; Mucoromycota; Mucoromycetes; Mucorales; Lichtheimiaceae
Exons: 16
Coding region: 1-2136 (711 amino acids)
Biological process (GO): tRNA methylation
Cellular component (GO): cytoplasm; nucleus
Molecular function (GO): tRNA binding; tRNA (cytidine-N5)-methyltransferase activity
Source: RefSeq, a predicted model, not a curated record
AUGAAGCACCGAUCUCGAAAAUCGCAACCCAAGGGAGCCACUCCUCAUAGACCUUAUGGCGAGACUGUCAAGGACAAUGAAAAGUUCAAGACGUACUACAAGAGCCAGAAUAUGCUUUCUGAAGAAGAGUUUGAGGAGUUUUACAAAGCGUUGCAACAGCCUCUUCCCACCACUUUCCGUAUCACUGGCAGUCGAAGCAACAAGUUGCAGCUGCGUGAGAUUGUAGAGGAGAUGUUUGUACCAAACAUGCAAGCCAUCGAAGUCGAAGGCCAAGUAUUCGAGCCACCAAAACCUUUGUCCUGGUAUCCUGAUCACCUUGGAUGGCAAGUGAAUGUACCACGUAGCUUGCUUCGCAAGUCGGCCGAAUUUGCAAAGUUUCAAAAGUUCAUUGUUGCUGAGACCGAAGCCGGUAAUAUGAGCCGUCAAGAAGCUGUCAGUAUGGUGCCACCCCUUUUAAUGGAUAUUCAACCUCAUCACUGGGUCCUUGACAUGUGUGCUGCACCUGGUUCCAAGACUGCUCAAAUCAUCGAAGCCGUGCAUGCCAAUGACCAAUUGAAUGAAUUGCCGAAGGGUCUCGUGGUUGCCAAUGAUGCUGAUUAUCGACGUAGCCAUAUGCUUGUUCACCAAUCAAAACGCUUGCAAUCUGCUUGUUUCAUGGCAACCAACCACAAAGCUCAGCAAUUACCCACCGUCCAUGUGGUGAACGAAAAGGGUGAAAAGGAAGGAUGGCAAUUCGAUCGUGUAUUGUGUGAUGUUCCUUGCAGUGGUGAUGGUACUUUGCGCAAGAAUGAAGGCAUCUGGAACGAUUGGAGACCUAGCAAUGGCCUUGGAUUGCACCGUACUCAAGUCCAGAUCUUUUUGCGUGGUGCUCAACUGACCAAACUCGGUGGACGUCUUGUUUAUUCAACAUGUUCAUUCAACCCUAUUGAAAAUGAAGCUGUGGUUGCAGAGGUGCUUCGUCUUGCAGAAGGUGCAUUGGAGCUUAAGGAUGUUUCAAAUGAGCUUCCCGAAUUACGUCGUAAACCUGGUCUCACGACAUGGAAGGUGAUGACCAAAGACGGCCAAUUUGUUGAUUCUAUUGACGAUGUGCCAGACAGCAACUUGCCUGCCUCCGUUUUCCCGCCUGCCAAUGCUGCUGAUUUGCAUUUGGAACGAUGUUUGAGAAUUUACCCACAUCAGCAGGAUACAGGUGGCUUCUUUGUCGCUGUGUUUGACAAGGUUAAACCCAUGACGGCUGCUGACAAGGCAAAGGUGGCCAAAUCUCAUGGUCAACAGGUGAACGAGCAGGAAGUUGAAGCUGCUGAAGCCAAGGAAGAGAACCUUGUAAAGUCCGUUUCAAAGGAAGAGGAGGAAGAGGAAGAGGAUCAAGAAUCACCCAAGGAGGAAGCUGCUACCCCUGCUGCUGCUGCUGACGACAACAAUGCAGAAGCCAUUCCUGCCAAGAGAGCAAGUGGAUCUGGUCCCAAGAGAGAAAGCAAACGUCAACGUAAGGAUGUUCGUCAACGUCAAGAAGCACCUUUUGAGCUUAUGGCUCCUGACAAUCCUGAUGUGGAUGAAAUUGCCAAAUGCUAUGAUCUCAGCACCGAAUUUCCUCGGGACCAAUAUAUCUUGCGAAGUGAAGAUGUGGCCAAGAAUCGCAACUUGUACUUUGUUUCCAAGCCUGUCAAGAUGGUUCUUGAAUCACCUGACAAGGACCGCUUGCAUAUCGUCAACACCGGUUUGCGUCUCUUUUCACGACAAGGAUCCCUUCAAGACGAGAUCGAGUCACCCUUCCGAUUGACAACAGAUGGUUUGCCUUUGAUUGAGAAAUACUUUACGACCGAGCGAAGGAUAGUGGAUAUCACUGACAAGGACCUACGCGUGUUGCUUUUGGAGCAUAUGCCAAAGAUCGAGACAUUUGAUCCUGAGACACAAAAGAAAAUGGACAAGCUGGCUUCCGGUGGAUGUAUUCUACGUAUUGAUUUGGCUCAAGCCUUUGAUAAGCCAUUGAAGACCACACUUUCCAUGUCGAUGCCCAUUUGGAAAGGCAAGUCAUCCGUGAAUCUGCUGAUCAACAAGGUAGAUAAAAGGUUACUUUGUCAACGGAUCUACGGUGUUACACCCGAGCCCAAGAAGGCUGAAAAAUCAGAAGCAUGA